ACCAACAACCCAAGCAACGUCAACGACAAACGAAAAGAUUCGAAAGACAGCACAGCACAAAAAAAGGGGGCAAAAAGCCUUCCUCUCCAAGAUCAAGAAAACCCUAAUAAUGGAAAAUUAGGAUCAGCAAGAACAACCUGAACUUCCAUUCUAUUCCAUCCACAAUCUAUGUUUCUCCUGUGAAUCACUGCGUAAUAUAAAGGGUUUAUGGUUUGGCCAUGGCAAACUCUAGAGGGCCGUCAACAACGAGAAAUAUGAUGUACAAUGGAAGGCACUCUCUACUUCCCCCUAAGUGUCCAUUUCCAAGCAUUGCUCCAUCAUAUUCUGAUUAUAUCUCAAGUGCUGCAAUUGGACCUAAAGGAACACCUAACUAUAGAGAUGGGAAUCCACACCAUCAACGUGCUUCCUCUGAAAGCCUUCUGGUUGAAGAGCAGCCCUCCUGGCUGGAUGAACUUCUUAACGAGCCAGAAACACCUGAACAAAGAGGCCAUCGCCGCUCAUCAAGCGACUCUUUUACAUUUUUGGAGGCGGCUAAUGCUGCAAAUACAGAAUAUGCUGUGAAAAAUGAGCACUGGAUGAGGAAUUUGACUUCUGCUCCUUCAUGGGCAUCUCAAGACUUUGAUUUCUAUAAAGAUGCUCAAAAUAUGUCAUUCUAUGCUGAGCCAAAUCCUGUGAUAAACAAUAAGACUCGAACAUGGGAUUCACCACAAAAUUCACAUUCUACUGGUACAGCUUCCUCUCGCCACAACUCUGGUCUACGAAGGACAGUAUCCUUAGGUGCUUCACAGCAGCUCAAUGGAAUUGCUUCAACAACAAAUGAAAAGCAAGAUGCAGCGGAAGCUGGGCCACAAGAUUCAGCUGAAACUGGGCCUCAAGAUAUAAACACUUCUGAAAGAAAGGAUUCUUCUAAUACUAAGCCUUUUGCAUCAGAAACAGAUACAAAACGUGCCAAGCAGCAAUUUGCUCAACGUUCCCGGGUGCGGAAGCUUCAGUAUAUUGCCGAGCUAGAGAGAAAUGUGCAAGCUUUACAGGCAGAAGGUUCUGAGGUUUCAGCUGAGCUGGAGUUUCUGAACCAGCAAAGCCUUAUUCUGAGCAUGGAGAACAAGGCACUGAAACAGCGUUUGGAUAAUUUGGCUCAGGAGCAACUCAUCAAGUGUUUGGAGCAUGAAGUUUUGGAGAGAGAAAUCGGGAGACUCCGAGCCUUGUAUCAGCAACAACAACAACAACAACAACCACAACCGCAGCAGCAGCCACCAUUAACCCACCGGCAAACCAGCAUCCGCGAUAGACUUGAUUCCCAAUUCGCAAACCUUUCUUUGAAAAACAAGGACUCUAGUACUUGUGUGCGUGAUCCUGUUUCUAGCCAACCCCGUACCUGAAAACAAACACCCCAAAAACAAAGAUGAGAACACUGAAGAAGCUUUCAUGAUCCCAUGUAUUUGCGGGUUUUGACUUAUGUAGGAUGAGGCCAAGCUCUUCGACUUGAAGGAUUAGCGUCUCUUUGGCAUGUGUUGGGUUUUGAUUGGCUUGUGUGUUGUUGGUUAUUUGGGUAUUUUAUGAGCUAAAUUAGCAUAAUAUGUUAGUUGCACCUGGUAGUUGUUUCCCAGGAAAAUGGGAAGUCACCGGAGGUGGAAAGUUGGGAAAAAGAUGUCCCUUUUGGUUUCUUGCUAAUAGUUGUGGUCCGGAACUUGUUUAAUGAAUAAAUCCCUUUGUAAUAAUAAUUCUCAGUCAAGUUGAUGCU
Cynara cardunculus var. scolymus (artichoke) is the source of this 1741-nucleotide messenger RNA. RefSeq lists its product as uncharacterized. Gene Ontology annotation, molecular function: DNA-binding transcription factor activity. The transcript is spliced from 5 exons. NCBI's taxonomy places the organism in Eukaryota, Viridiplantae, Streptophyta, Magnoliopsida, Asterales, Asteraceae. Gene Ontology annotation, biological process: regulation of DNA-templated transcription. The record is from RefSeq and is a predicted model, not a curated record. Bases 219 to 1379 code for a protein of 386 amino acids.